AUGUGUAAAUCAAACCCACCUCUAGCUCUGCCAUCCGCAGCACCACCGCAGUUGCAGAAGUACGAACCGUCACAGCGUCCUCUGCAACUCCCUCGGCCCCCUCCGCGGCUGUCCUUGGAGCAUCUGCAUCACGACAUUGUGCGCUGUGCCAGCGACGUGAAACGCUUGAUGGAAGAUGAGUACGAACUGGGCCGCGUCGUGCGUGAGGCACUUCUGGAGUUGUUGGGCAUGGAAGGCUCGCACGUGGGGCCGCCGCUGCGGUUACGCACCGAGGACACUACAGAGGUGACAGCAUCGCCAUUUUGUGCAGGAGCAUCGGCAUCGACGUCGCCCUCUUCGUCGGUCGAGCGCGCCAACCAACACCGACGCACUCACGACGCCGGGCCGCGAAGCAUGCGCGCCUGCGAUGUGGAUGGCGAUGCUAACUCAUCGCAACCCACGUGGGUCAUGCCGUGGCUGCAGCGCCUGAAAAUGGAGCAGGAGAAACAGCUGCGCCAGAUGCGAGAGAUGCUGGUCGUCGCGCGUCGUUCGAUAUCUCACGAUAGCUCUGAUGAGGGCGCGCGAGCGUACUCCUUGAUGAGGACUACGGGAGAAGCAAGGGAUGACACGAGCACAGCAGAGCCACCGCACGCGUUACUGUGGCAGCGACACCGGUGCCUGCUCUCGCCGACACAGCCGGAUCGCCCCGAAGCGGUCGAGGCGUGCUCGACGCUGCUGGCGAUGCAGGAGACGAUGCAGGCGCAAUCGACGCAGCUGGCGCGAUUGGAGGAGCUUUUACAGGAAACUCUCAUCACCGACAUGGCACGUUACACGAGUCACGGUGCGGGCGCCUUGCCAUUCCCGUCGUCGAGCGCGCAUCGAGUAGAAGCAGCAGCAGCAGCCCGUGGCCAUCCCACCGUGCACCGACCUAGUAACAACGACACCGUCCUCCCUACUGUCACCCAUACUGCUGCCUCUUCCGAAAAGAACGUCCGUCGGUCUCUGCCGUCCCGCAGCAGUCACAGCGCGGGUGUUCCGGCGGCGGCAACAGCAGCACCAGCAACGACAUCAUCUCGGGUAUCGACUUGCGUCUCUGCUCCCUCACCACCCCCCGUCUCCACCCCGAAAAACGCACGCUCUGCGGCGGCGUUCACUGAUCCCCACACACGCGCGCUCAAGCACCAGCAGAAUCAACGGAAGCUGGACGCUAUUCACCGCGAGAUCGCUGACCUUUGCCACUUUCUCCGAGAGACCCUUACUCAGCACCAGGCACAGCCGACGCCGCAACCACAUAAUCCGUUCAACAAGACCGGAAUCGAUGCUCGUGUGAACGGGCAGCCCUCUGCAAGCAUGCGAGAGAGCAACUCGCAAUACGCAUCAGCCCAUGCGUUGCAGUGGCAGCCGCACCAUGGAGAAGACUCUUAUCUCCAAGAAGCAAGCCGCCGCCAGCAGCAUCCGUGGCGCAACGUUUCUCGGUCCCACACCGCCAGCGGCUAUCCUUCGUCCUUCUCCAUGCAUACCGAGGAUUCGACGUAG
This is a messenger RNA of Leishmania mexicana MHOM/GT/2001/U1103, 1515 nucleotides long. RefSeq lists its product as hypothetical. The transcript has a single exon. The coding region runs from base 1 to 1515 and encodes 504 amino acids. Lineage: Eukaryota; Euglenozoa; Kinetoplastea; Trypanosomatida; Trypanosomatidae. The record is from RefSeq and is a predicted model, not a curated record.